This is a messenger RNA of Leptonychotes weddellii (Weddell seal), 859 nucleotides long. The record is from RefSeq and is a predicted model, not a curated record. Lineage: Eukaryota; Metazoa; Chordata; Mammalia; Carnivora; Phocidae.
GCAGGCCUGGCCCUGGACCGGCUGAGCGCCCCCGACCCGGCCUGGAUGGCGAGGCUCUCUCUGCCCCUCACCACCAACUACCGCGACAACGUGUUCGCACCAGACGCUCCGGCCGUAGAGGAGCCCAGGACCUUCCAGACGUUCGGCAAGGCGCCCGGGCCUGAGCUGAGCCUGACGGGCACGCGGCUGGCCAGCACCUUCCUCUCGGAGAUGAGCUCGCUGUUGGAAAUGCUGCUGGAGCAGCGCUCGGGCGUGCCGGUGGAGGCGGCCUCCGAAGUGCUGCGGCGGCUCUCGGUGUGCGGGAGGACCCUCAGUCUGGACCUGGCCACCAGCGGGGCCGCGGGCACGGAAGGACAGGGGGGUCCGGGGGCAGCGAAGGGGGCCGAGGGCAGGACUGGCGGCGGCAGCAGCAGCAGCAGGGGCCUGUGGAUCCAGGGACCAGGGGCCCUGGGAGACGUCAGGGAGCCCAGGCCCUGAGGAUCCUGGGACAUGAGCUGCUUUCUAAAAUCUUUGAACUCACGGUCCCGCGGUGGCCCAAGAGCUUUAGGGUGACCGAUGGUGCCCCGCAGAGGAGGCAGGGGCCCCACGACCAAUAGCCGGCUGAUCAAAGCAGCCCCUUGUUAGGGGCUGGCUCUGCCUGUGAGUUUUUGGAGGACGGAGACGUGUGUGGCUGAAAUGAGUGUUUGCUGGCAAAACACGUGUAGAGCACAGGGGGUCAGUCUGCGCUGUGGGACAGAUGCCAAGGAGUGUCCUAAGCAAGAAAGGAUGGCCUCAUCGCAUACUUGAGGGUGGGGGCUGGAUCCUGGGGUGCCAGGCAAAGCUCUCUGACCUACUAAUAAAGGAAAAGCACUGGCUCAUU